UUUCUUCUCCUCUCCGCUCGUUCCCCUUUCUUCUCCUCUCUGCGGCGGCGACCAGAAGCAAACCCUAGAUGCAUGGCGGACCAAGGGGAGGGGAGCAUGGACAGCACGGGCCGGACGCCGCCGCCAGGGUUUGCCCGUCGCGGAGGGCCGCGGUGGAGGGGCAGGCCCGUGGCUCCAGCACCUGCUCCUGCUCGUGGCCGUCGCGGAGGGCUGCGACAUGCGGUGGCGGAGGAAGGCCAUGGCAGCAAUGCGGCGACAGAAGAGAGGGUUGCGGAGGAGACUCGGCAAUGGAGGUACGAGAAGCUAGUCCAGAAGUACAUGCUCCUAUACUGCUGCCUAGCAUCGGAGGAGGAGAGGGCGGCCAUGGCAGAGCCCAAUUGCUGGCGGCCGGCAAUUCCAAGCAAUCUGGAGGAGCAGAUUGGCGCCAUGGAGGCUCAGCUGGCCAGCCUGCGGCAGCCUCCCCCGCCACCACCCCCAGCAAACUGAAGGAGGAGGACAUGCGCAUCUGGAAGGAGGGAGAUCCGUGGGCGACGAUCACAGGUGAGUACUUCUGGAAGACAGCAGGAGGAUCAUUGUCUCCAUCUACACUGAAGAAGAAACUUCAAGAGGAGAAUGCAUUGCUGCUGAUGGAGCUAAAGGGGUUGGAGCUACAGCUAGAGAAGAGGAAGGCAGAGAACAAGAAGUUGCUGAAGAAACAUAGCCAGGAGCUUAGAAGGAGGGAUUGGAGGGAAUGUGUAAUUGUGUGCUUGUUCUCUGUCUGCUUAGUGCUUGUUGCUAUGAUCAGUGUGAGGUAGAAUUGGGAAAUGUAGGUGGAAUAAAUAUCAACUAUGCUUGUAACCAACUAUGCUUGUAACCAUGCUUGUUUAGAUGAAAACCAUGGUUGUAACCAUGCUUGUUUAGAUGAAAACCAUGCUUGUAAUCAACUCUGUUUAUGGAAUAAUAUCAAUC
Messenger RNA from Lolium perenne, 948 nucleotides. The record is from RefSeq and is a predicted model, not a curated record. Lineage: Eukaryota; Viridiplantae; Streptophyta; Magnoliopsida; Poales; Poaceae.